GCGGAAGUGUACUGUCUCCCCACUUGUUUUGGUCCACUCGCUUGCUGUCAUGCUGCAGCUCAAUGACUCCGAUACCAGCCCGGCAGCCACUCUGUCACCCGAAGGCGCUGAGGUGGCCGAGGUCCAGCUGAGCCCGGAAAGGGGAGCCUUCGGGACCACGCCCUCUAAUUAUUCCGUGCAGUCUCUGCACUCUCUCACCGUGCACAACCCCACGCACCAGGCCAGAAUCAAAGAGUUCUUCGUAUUCAGGCCUGGGAAUCUUGAACAAGCAGUAAAUGAUAUACGCAUGGUUGUGCUUCCAACAGAGGAUGGAGAGAUCCAGAGUGUUUGGCUACUUACAGAAGUUGAUCACUGGAACAAUGAAAAGGAACGGCUGGUUCUUAUUACUGAGCGAACACUAUUAAUUUGCAAAUAUGAUUUCAUCUGCAUGGAGUGCCAGCAAGUCAUCCGAAUAGCUCUCAAUGCUGUGGACACCAUCUCCAUAGGAGAAUUUGAGUUUCCUCCAAUGUCUCUAAACAGACGUGAAGGAACAGGAAUUCGCAUUCUGUGGAGUACACGGCGCUUCUCUUUCAUGAACAAAUGGAACCCUUGGACCACCAAUAUGCCCUACGCUACCUUUAUAGAACACCCGAUGGCACAUGCAGAUGACAAGGUCAUGCCACUAUGCAAGCUGGAGGACUUCAAGACCCAGCUGAUUCAAGCUGUGAAGAAAGCUCACAAGCAAAAUCCAGUUCAAGGAAAAGCGAAUGGUGUGCUGGUGCUGGAGCGCCCUCUUAUGAUUGAAACUUACUUGGGGCUCAUGUCUUUGAUUAACAAUGAGGCCAAACUAGGAUACGCCAUGUCAAGAGGCAAAAUUGGAUUUUGAGCAGCCACCGAUGUUCAGCAAUGUGUGUGUGCUGCGACUGCACUGGAACCUGAACUGUUUAUUCUCUGCAUGUAAUGUUCAUUAUGUACAAGCCAAGAGAACUUUGUUUCUGCCUGAACUGUAACCUCUGUAAAGGCUCCUUGUGUUUGUACAGGUGGUGGGGCUGCGCUGUUACAUGCGAUCAGUUAUACAAACGUACUCCUUUAAUAUGGACCGUGUAUGAGGACCAUGAAAGAGUCUGUCUGAGAAAAGAUACAGUGUCAAGCGACAUUAACCUGCUCUUUAGUGCAGAAUUAUGUUGCCUUAAAAAUUCUAAUGUAAGAAUACUGAGAAGACUCUCAGACCAUAAAAGAAAUGUUACUUCUUACUCUCCUUGUAACGUCUAAGAAAGCCGAAAUAUAUUCCACCCUUGUUUUCUCUCUCAGCAGAUUUGUGUAAUGCACCUUCUUGCCAAAACUCAGUGUAUUUGUUGUGUAUAUGUAACAGUCGUAUAUAUGGUGAUGAUUUGAGUAUCUCAUAUCUGCCAAAGCACAAUGACUAAUUGCAUAACACUGCUUCUAAAUUAAUAACAUAUAUGACAAGUAUUUUUAUGUUGCACCUAAUCGUUACUCAUUAAAAGCUUCCUGAUUCCCA
Xenopus laevis (African clawed frog) is the source of this 1498-nucleotide messenger RNA. It is a transcript of the gene tprg1l.L, whose product is annotated as tumor protein p63 regulated 1-like L homeolog. The record is from RefSeq and is marked provisional. Lineage: Eukaryota; Metazoa; Chordata; Amphibia; Anura; Pipidae. Gene Ontology annotation, cellular component: cytoplasm. The transcript is spliced from 5 exons. Bases 50 to 865 code for a protein of 271 amino acids.